Bolinopsis microptera is the source of this 1672-nucleotide messenger RNA. Its product is annotated as cation-dependent mannose-6-phosphate receptor-like. Lineage: Eukaryota; Metazoa; Ctenophora; Tentaculata; Lobata; Bolinopsidae. The coding region runs from base 41 to 850 and encodes 269 amino acids. The record is from RefSeq and is a predicted model, not a curated record. The transcript has 8 exons. Gene Ontology annotation, biological process: protein targeting to lysosome. Gene Ontology annotation, cellular component: trans-Golgi network.
CAACACUACUAUAUAACAAAUAAUUUGAGCCAACCUGAAGAUGAAAUUUCUACUCCUAUUGGCCAUUCUCCCUCUGUCAUACCAAGACAUUACAGAGAAGCAACAGGAAUUUUGCACUCGCAAUGACAAUGGUGACAUCUGGAAAUACGAUUUAACUUCUCUUGGUUUGGUUGAUAAGCCGUUCAUGGUAUCAGACACCAAGUGGACCUAUCACAUAGCACUCUGUGGGGAGACAAAUAUUGAGAUAAGUCAAGAUAUGAAAGGAGAUGCCAUCCUUCAAACUAACAAGGACGAGACUCACAUUGUCGGCACCAAGAUUUCUGCCCGACAUGGCGGAGAGAACUGGGUGAACUUAAUCCUGGGAGCAGGGGACAACUACAAUCAUCAUUGUAACGGCACACAGCGUAAAGCUCAGAUCAUGUUCAUUUGCGACCCCUCUGCUGGACAGGGAAAACCCUCCAUUUUGGAUGAAGCUAACUCUGAUGUAGAUUUCUGUUUCUAUAUGUUCGAGUGGCCCACGAGUUUGGUUUGUCCUAAGAACGCUAAGGGAAGUGGCAGAGGAAUGAGCGUCUUCAAUCUCUUGCUUGUUGAAUUUGUGGUAAUAGUGAUAGUGUACUUUGUUAUCGGAGUGGGAUACAAGAGGUAUGUGGUGGGAGCACGAGGGUACGAACAGCUUCCUAACCUCGCAUUCUGGAAAAAUUGUAAAGAAGGAAUGGUAGCUACAGUUGAAAAAUGUAAAGGCGGAUCCAGCUCAGGAAUUGGUGGAGUAAGAAGUGAUAUCAUAACAACACCAAGUACCGGCACACUCAACAUGAACAUUAAUGACGAUGAUGAGCGACUCAUAAUGUAAAAACCAUUUAGUGAACCCUCAAAGUGGCUGAAAGAGAAUUAUAAUCCCGUGGCGAAGAAGCAUGGUUGCAAAAGUGGCUGUUUUCAAUCCAAGCGGUUUAUAAGAACUGUUUAUAAUGCUCCCUACUGAGUUAACAGGGAUGAUGAAGAUGGAGGUUCAGUAGAUUUUGUUGGUGCCGUGUAAAGUCAGGUGAGCAUGCUCGCUGGCUGUGCUCAGUAUAGAAAUAUAAGAGAUGCCCCAUGGUAUUAAGAUAUUCAUGUUACGAUCAAGUCUGGAUUUAAGUUUUACCAAACUUUUAAUAUCGUAGCUUUGUAGGAUUGUUAAUUUAAAACAAUAUGUUGAAAUAUUUGCUGUUUAAAUAAUGUUUCUGAAAGCUUCUGCACGGAAUAUGACUGACUUAUUGGCUCAUUAUAAAAUUUUAGUGCAUUUUCUUUGGAUUAGUAAUAAAUAUAUUAUAUAUAUAUUCUGUGUGUAUAUGUAUAUUUCAGAAAAAGAUGUUAGUCGAAGAAUUAUCGUUUUUCAUCAUAGAUAACAGGGUUAAAAUAUUUGGGAUUGAGCGUUUUUGUUUUUUCAAAGUUGUUCAUCGAUGCCGAUUUUUAAGUUUUUAUUUUAAUUUCUUUGUAUCGAUCGCGAUAAUAGAUAUUUACCGCGUACUUUCAAAUGGGAGCUAUUUCUUCUUGGGGAGAUGUCGAUUUAUAUAACGUUUUUGUGAAAUAUGAUGAAUGAUGAAUGGCUCUCCAGUGCAAUAAUUUUUGCGCAGCAAAAUUUUUGGAACUUAUUUAUUUAUUUGUACAACGUUAUUCUUGAGACCUCACAUUGGUU